This is a messenger RNA of Vespa velutina, 4169 nucleotides long. RefSeq names its product ski oncogene. The transcript is spliced from 3 exons. The record is from RefSeq and is a predicted model, not a curated record. Gene Ontology annotation, biological process: negative regulation of BMP signaling pathway. NCBI's taxonomy places the organism in Eukaryota, Metazoa, Arthropoda, Insecta, Hymenoptera, Vespidae. Gene Ontology annotation, molecular function: DNA-binding transcription factor activity, RNA polymerase II-specific; RNA polymerase II cis-regulatory region sequence-specific DNA binding; SMAD binding. Gene Ontology annotation, cellular component: nucleus. Bases 1132 to 3309 code for a protein of 725 amino acids.
GUCGUCGUCGUCGUCGUCGUCGUCGUUGUCGUCGUCGUCGUCGUCGUCGUCGUCGUUGUCAUUGUCGUCGUUAUCGUUUUGUUAUCGUCAUCGUCAUCGUCAUCGUAGUAGUAUUGGCCGUACGCGUCUCACGCCUCGGUAGUGCGUGCGUGAAUAUUAUCAUGUUUAUGAACACUGCGACGUUACGGUGGAUUGCCGCGGUCGACACUGUUGUCAUUGUCAUCCUCGCCGUCGUCGUUGUCGUCGUUGUUGUCGUCGUUGCAAACCCUUCGUCGAACAUAAUAAUGCCGAUCGAGAAGGACGGACAGACUUGAGGAAGAGAGGCACGUAGUGGCGCGCGCGCGCGCGCGCUAGCCAGGUGGACGAGAGAGAUAGAGGAAAAGAGGGAGAAAGGGGAAAGAGAGAGAGAAAGAGAAAGAGAGAGAGAAAGAGAAAGAAGGAUAGCAAAGUAGCAGGCCACGCACACGCAGAACAGAGGCACGAUUCGCGUGCAAGAGAGCAGCAGGAGAGCUCGUCGUCGUCCAUCCGUCCAUAAGAGAUGGACGACGCACCAGCAGCAACGUACUACAUCGGCAUCGUUGCUCACGUUGAUCGCGAACGCGGUCCCGUACGCGAUUACGCUGCCACGAGUGCUGUCGAGUGAACUCGAAGAAUAAGAAGAGAAAAGUAGUGGUAGUAGUGUGGUGGUGGUGGCGGUGGCGGUGGUGGCGGCGGCGGCGGCGGCGGCGGCGGCGGCGGUAGCAGCAGCAGCAGCAGCAGCAGCAGCAGCAGUGGUGGAGUUUGCGGUAGUGUUGGAGGGCAAAGGGGUGGCGGUAAGCAACGAGGGGAAGGAGAAAGAGAAGUGCCGAGAGGAGGCAUUUCGCGCGUCGCAGAUUUCGCGUGUCCGAAGGCGCGAUCGUAAGACGCGAUCGCGAGGCCGUGCGAGGUCUGUCUUACUUGUGUGUCACGACGAGACACGACGACGGCGACAACAACGACGACGAGGACGACGACGGAGAAAAUAAUAACAACCCAAUAACAACAACAAAAAUAAUAAUAAUAACAAUAACAACAACACCAAUAACAACAACAACAAUAACAACAACAACCACAACGACAACGACGACGACGAGCAGAAUUGAUUCUCGAAUAAUGGAGACAUUAUUACCCGGCAAUACGAACGGUCAAUCUUACAGUCCGCAAUUAAAGACCGUCUUAAAGACAUAUCAGCUAUCGGCUGUGAAGAGCUUACAAGGUCCGAGCUCGGCCCUUUUGGGCAUGGACUGUAAGAGUCUCUUGCAAGAACAGGCGCCCUUUCAUUUCUCAGCACCGAGUCGUUCCGGCAACUGCAUCGAUGCCGAACGAAUAGCCGAGCGAAUAGCCGAGCGAACCUCUCCAAAAGAUCUCGAUAAAGGCAAUGACCAAGCACCGGUGCCAUCGAUCCUACCUUCCAGACUUCGACGAACGAAUUUUGAUCGGCCGUUGGACGACUCCGAUGAGGAUCCACCGCCUGAUCGCGCCAAAAUCGGUUGUGAAAAAAGAGACCUCGAGUUUCAGAUACCGAUCCUCACUGCUCCCGAUCAAAGUUGUUCCGAAAGAUGCGAGACGGUACUCGAAGGCGAGAGCAUAUCCUGCUUCGUUGUCGGCGGCGAAAGGAGGUUAUGUUUACCACAGAUAUUGAACACCGUACUUCAAGAUUUUUCCCUUCAACAAAUCAAUCAAGUAUGCGACGAACUACAAAUUUACUGCUCGCGAUGUACUCGUGAUCAGCUCGAGGAACUCAAACUUUCUGGGAUUUUGCCGCGUAACGCGCCUUCCUGCGGUCUGAUCACUCAAACCGACGCUGAGAGACUCGUCAGUGCUCUACUAUCGAGGACAGAACCAUGCGAGCCUCCUCAUCUAUUACAAAAUCAAGAUAGUAUCGAUAAGAAAGCAUGUAGUAAAACCGAUCGCGAGGAGGACUCUAUCGUCAGGUUCAAAGUGUAUCAUGAGUGUUUUGGCAAGUGUAAGGGUAUCUUUGACGCGGACCUCUUCGAGUCCGAGGAUUCUGUGUGCAUAGAGUGUCUCGAAUGUGGUUGUCAGUUUUCUCCCCAACGUUUUGUUAGACAUGCUCAUAGGUCUCUGGAAAAUCGUACGUGUCAUUGGGGCUUCGACUCUGCCAACUGGCGUUCUUAUCUUCUACUUUCUAGAGAUCAGCAAAACUAUAACAAGUUGCUUGCUGUCUUUCGAGAAUUGAAAGAAAAACAUCUUGUACUCAACUCAAAGCGGAAACUAGAGUUAAGACACGAGCCAGAAAAAUUAAUUAAAAGAGCGAAGAAAGAAAUGGGGAAGGAUGAGUGUGCAACAAUUUACAAUGGAAAUGGAUUAGGCAUAUAUCAUCCUGUAUCUCCUGUAGCUAGUGCGACAGAUCCAUAUUUACAGAUGCAAUGGGCAGUAUUUGAAUUAGCUACCAGAGGAGCAUCUGCAUUUAGGCCUUGGAGUGCUACUGCUUCUCGCAAACAUAGAGACAGCUCUCCCAUGGUACCAUCGUAUCUCAGUCGUGGUCCACCUGUACUGCAACAUCCGGAACGCGUUGUGCCUCUAUCUGAGUGCGAAAGAUUUGAGCCACAUUUUCAACCGAACGUUGCUUUAGCACCAAUACCGGCUCCUGCCAUACCAUCUAUAGCUCCUCCUGUUCAUCAUCAACGACAUCACCAAGAACAUCGUCAUCAUAGUCAACGUCCACAAAGUCCGAACGAAAAGCAGCAAGAGCUCGUACCGAAACAAGAGUUUGCCGUGAAACUUGAAAAAUCGUCUCCUGGGCCGGCUCCCUCUGGUGGCACGGUCUCCUAUCCUCUCUUCCCAACAUGCACGUCGGAGAACGAUCGAAAGGAGACCCAAGAAAAAAGAACAACUGUUGAAAAAGUUGGCGAGGAGGAGGAAAGUGCCGCCGUAACUUCUUCGACCGUGAGCGUUGAUCCGUCAGCGGCAGAAGUGGGCACGUCCUCUCCUGAAAGUGAUUCGGAUUCUGAAGGAGCCGCGGCCAUGGAUUUGGAGGAACGAUUGAUAGCACUGGACGUUCCGCAGGAUGUUUUGGAGCUUGUUCGACGUCUUGCUUCCGAAAACGCACAGUUAAGACGACAUCGGCGCUCGGAUGCACGAAAAAUCUCGAGGCUACGUAGUCAACUGCAAAUGCAACAUUUACAAUCUACCAAUGACAGUGUCAAAAAGGAAGAAGUAGGAAACGCGAGUGUAGCGGAUAGUACCGAAGGCACUGAAGAAACUGAAGUCUCUUUACGUUCGAACGACAAUGAGCCCGAAUCGGCAGUCCAACCGGUUAGUAAUAAUUAGAAUCGAUCCUUAGAAAUUUUUCAAUUGUUUAAUGAUGACCGUUCUGCGAUUAUUGCGACGCUUAUCAUUCGGCCAGAUAAGCGUUCUCAUUCAAUUUAGUAUUAGAUAUACUAACAAUAAUAUGAUUCUAAAAACGAUUCGAAAUUGUCUAGUUUAUGUGAUAUGCGAGAAGCCUUUAAUGUUAUUACGGUUAAUUUGAAAUUCUUAAUGUAAGUAUACUUCAUUGUCGAUUUUAAUUAUAAUUCAAUGUAGAUACUGUAUUAUAUGAAAAAGAAAAGAAAAGAAAAAAAAAGGAAAAAAGAAAGAAAAUAUUAAAUAGAUUGGGAAAAUUUACCACGCCCGCGUAAACGAUAACGUUUAAUGAUUAUUAAGUAAAUAUUUUGUGCAUAUUAAAUAUGCAUGAAAUGGUUUAAAGAAAGAAGAAAAAAGUUUUUAUGAUCGUACGUUUGGUCGAUCGGACGAACAUGAAAGAGAUUAAAUUAAUUUCCAUUAACUUCUUGUAGUCAUGAUUGCAUAAUGUAAAUAUUAUAUUGUCUCAUUAUAAGUAUAUGUUAGUAUAAAAUAUAACUCUAUUAUGCGAAAUAUUACAAAGUACAAAAAACCUAGGUGCUGUAUUGUUACGCUAGGAAUGCUCUAAGCAUGGACCUAGGUGUGUUCCAGCAGCUCGUGAUAUGUCAUAAUAAUAACGUCAUUGGGUAUGUUUUAGUCUAAAUCUUGAGCGCGAUCGCAAUAUCUUUUUCUUUAGUAUGGAAAGGCUGAAUUAUCUACAUUUCUACAAAGGCAAUGAUUUCGCUAGUAGGGAUCAUUGAUAUUUUUCAAUACCAGAACACUUAAGCUACAAAUAAAAGGAGUACAUCACA